AUAAAUUAAAGCAAGAAAGGGGAGAUUGGAAGCACAGAAAAUAAUUGGCUACUAUGACUUCUCCUUUCAUCCAGAACCAAGACUGGAACAUGUCGCCGGAGCCAUCAGAAAUUUUGUUCAAUUCAUUGCCAAGAAAUGCUGUUCUUGACCCUAUUCACGAUUCACUUUCCUUCGAUAUGGUUGAUUUCUCCACUGCACCACCACAAGGAAAUCACAACCAGUUGAUGCUCAAGACAGAAGAAGAAGUCAAAAAGAAGGAGAGGUCGUAUAAAGGUGUGAGGAAGAGGCCAUGGGGAAAAUAUGCAGCAGAGAUCAGAGACACAACAAGGAAUGGAACAAGGGUUUGGCUUGGAACCUUUGACAGUGCAGAAGCUGCUGCUUUGGCUUAUGAUCAAGCUGCAUUCUCUAUGAGAGGCCACAAUGCUGUCCUAAAUUUUCCAGUCAAAANGGUAAAAGAAUCUUUGCAAGAGAUCCAAUACACCUGCUUCACUGGUUCUUCUCCUGCACUUGCACUCAANGAGAGGCACUGCAUCCAAAGAAAAUUGUCAUCACAAGCUAAAAAGUCUAAAGGGAAAAACCCAUCAGAGCAUCCAACACCAACUUUGCUUGUGUUAGAGGAUUUGGGAGUUGAAUAUUUAGACCAUCUUUUAAGCAUAUCAGAUCAAACUCAAAGCCCUAGCUGCUUCCACUAAACCUGUCACUGUUUUUUCCCUUUUAUUUUCCCUUUUCACAACAUCAAUUUCCAGCCAUGGCCUGUGUAUAUGUAUUCUACUCUCUUUAGAUGAACCUGACUUAUGCGGUUACUUACUUGUGCAUCUAGGUUUCAAGUUGAACUGCUAUGAAUCCAUUCUUGCAUCAGUAACAGGUUCAUUUUCUUGACAUUCCAGCUUCACUAUUUUAGCAGUAUUUUCAAAUAAAAGUUCUUAAGUUAUGCUAUGUGGAAGAACUUUAUGAGAAAUUCUACGAUAUCCUAAAAUAUUCUGAGUUUUAGUACUGAGAAAUUUUACUUUCCCUCUCUUAUGUAGUAUGAUUAAACUCAUUCAGUUUUUGAAUUGAUUCAAAGAUCAAUUUCACUAAAACUUUAGAUAUAACU
Vigna radiata var. radiata (mung bean) is the source of this 1093-nucleotide messenger RNA. RefSeq names its product ethylene-responsive transcription factor 1B-like. The transcript has a single exon. The record is from RefSeq and is a predicted model, not a curated record. Gene Ontology annotation, biological process: regulation of DNA-templated transcription; ethylene-activated signaling pathway. Bases 54 to 692 code for a protein of 212 amino acids. NCBI's taxonomy places the organism in Eukaryota, Viridiplantae, Streptophyta, Magnoliopsida, Fabales, Fabaceae. Gene Ontology annotation, molecular function: DNA binding; DNA-binding transcription factor activity.